Oryctolagus cuniculus (rabbit) is the source of this 8083-nucleotide messenger RNA. The record is from RefSeq and is a predicted model, not a curated record. NCBI's taxonomy places the organism in Eukaryota, Metazoa, Chordata, Mammalia, Lagomorpha, Leporidae.
AAGUGGGUUAAGAGCACUGGUUGGAAUCCCAGCUGCUCCACUUCCAAUCCAGCUUCCUGCUAAUAAGGGUCUUGGGAAAGCAGUGGAAGAUGGUCCAAGUGCUUGGGCCCCUGCAGCCAUGUGGGAGAUCUAGAUGGAGUUCCUGGUCCUUGGCUUUGGCCUGGCCUAGAUCUGGCUGUUGUAGACAUUUGGGGAGUGAACCAGCAGAUGGAAGAUUCUCUCUCACUCUCCCUCUCUCUUUCUCUCUCUUUUUCAAAUAGGCAAGUAGAUCAUUCAUUUUAAAAAUUUAUGCAUAUAUGAUCACACCUAAUGCAAACAUAAUUUCACAUCUUCCUUUCCAGCUGGGGUCCUUUAGUUUCUUUUUCUUCUCUAAUUGUUCUGGCUGGGCAAUGGUGACUAACAUGUCAAUGAACCUGGGACUGCAAAUACUUCAUCUAGGGGUGAUUUUACUUCCUUUGCACAUGCAAUUUAUUGAUUUGAAAGGCAGAGUUAGAGAGAGUGACAGAGAGAGAGAGAGAGAGAGGUCUUCCAUCCACUGGUUCACUCCCCAAAUGGCCACAACGGCUGGAACUAGGCCAAUCUGAAGCCAGGAGCCAGGAGUUUCUUCUGGGUCUCCCAUGUGGGUGUGCACAGGAGCCCAAAGACUUGGGCCAUCCUCUGCUGCCUUCCCAGGCACACUAGCAGAGAGCUGGAGAAGAAGUGGAGCAGCUGGGACUUAAAGCGGUGCCCAUAUGGGAUGCUGGUAUCGCAGGCAGCAGCUUUACCCACUACACACAAUGCCAGCCCCAGGAGUUUUCAACACUUAAGCUAGUCCACAUUGACCCCCAGGAUACACCUAUUACCACUUGUGAUUUCCCACCCACGUUCUACCUCCAGCAGGGGCCUCUGUCUGGGGAAACCUGUGAUUCUUUGAUCUGCCAGUCACAUCCGUUUUCGGAGGAAUGUUUUGUCUGUGACCUCAUCUCUCGUGUAUCCAAGAAAAGUUAAUUUUCAGUUUGUUAAGCUUUUCUCUUGUUAUGAAGCUGUGAGUGCCAAGCCCCAUGUUUCCUACAUUGGCCCACAUCCUGGAACUCUAUUUGUCUUUUUUGUUUUAAAUAAUGAAAAUUUAGGUUUGCUUGUUUCACCAGCAGGUGGUCUCUUAUCAUCCCUUUUCCUGAACAAAAGGGAAGAGAUGUACCAGGAAGAGUUCCAUUUUUGAAAAAUAGGAAUAAGUGGCAUCCUAGAAUUAAAGCCUGGGCACCAGGCAGCCUUGAGUGUUCUUUCCCUGUUCUUCCUCAUGUGUGAGCUUUGACAUCAGGUCUGUCCUGUCUGGCUGAGAGAAGUCUAAACAUGUGGAGUAUGGACUCUCAUUAGUGGAAGUGUUACUGAAAUCUAAGUCCUCAUCAACAGUGCCGGAUUAACGAGGACAAAGCUGGAGGAUGAAAGAAAGAGCAAGUUUAAUUAUCUACCAGUGGAUGAGGAGGGUAGCAGUAUCCUCCAUGGGGUGGUCUGGAGGUCUUAAGAAGUGCAAAAGAGAGGUUGGGCUGCAAGUCAGGAGUUGAAGGUAGGGGCUGAGGAACAGGUAGAUGACAAAACUGGUUGAUAACAGGGUGUGUUAUCAACCUCAGAUAUCAAUGCGGGGACCAGUGCUGUGGCGUAGCGGGUAAAGUGUCCACCUGCAGUGCUGCCAUCCCAUAUGGCCACCAAUUCAAGUCCAGGCUGCUACACUUCUGAUCCAGCUCUCUGCUGUGGCCUGGGAAAGCAGUGGAAGAUGGCCCAAGUCCUUGAGACCCUGCACCAACAUGGGAGAUCCAGAGGAAGCUCCUGGCUCCUGGCUUCUGAUCGGCAUAGCACAGGCCAUUGUGGCCAAAUGGGGAGUGAACAAACAGAUGGGAGACUUUUCUCUCUCUCUGCCUCUCUGUAACUCUUUCAAGUAAAUAAAUCUUUAAAAAAAGAGAUAAAUUUAGGGACAGGUGUUUGGCAUAGCAGUUAGGAUGUCUCUUGGAAUCACUGCCUCACGUAUCAGAGCACUUGGUUUUGAGUCUCAGCUCUGCUUCUAAUUCCAGCAUUCUUGCUAAUGCACACCUGAGAGUCAGCAGGUUAAAUGGCUCAAGUAGUUGGGUGCCUACCACCCAUAUGGGAGGCCUGCAUUGAGUUCCUGGCUGCCAGCUUUGCUUGGUCCAGCCCUGGCCUUUGUGGGCAUCUAGAGAGGGAACCAGUAGAUGGAAGAGUUCUGUAUAUGUGCGGGUAAUUAGGCACAUGAGGAAAUUCAAAGAUGGUGCCCAAAGGAAGUAAGGUGGGUGGAACCCAAAGCUAAUUGGCUACACAACAUCAGGGGAAGUGAUGACAACUGAUGACGAUUGUAUAGACAUAUGGCUAGUCCUAUAAAAAACUGCCCCAUAAACUGACCUUUUAAGUGAUUGGUUGGUCCUUAUGCCCUGCCCCAAAGACUCUGCAGUUUUGUGCUUUAAAAGGCUUUGUUAUGCGUGCAAUAAACGAGUUCUUGCUUGACUUGACGCCCCUCUUCAUCUGAUUGUCUCCGGGAUCAGAAGGCUGUGGAACGGGCAAGCGGCGCACUUACCUUUCCUCAGACCCAGUCCAUCCUUGUUCGGGUGAACUAAGACCCUGCAUCUGGCGCCCAACGUGGGGCUCGAACCGUAACUUUUCGGCUGAGGCUAAGCAGUCUCUCAGGGUAAGUGAAACCCUCAGUAUGGGUAAUGCAGUUUUGUCCAAAGAGGACAAGACCUUAAAGGCCUUACAGGACUUGGGAGAGCCCAAAGACUCAGAGGAAGAUGGCAGGGAAAGAGAAUGGGCUAAGAGUAAUCAGGAAGCAAAAACGAAAGUAAAAGUCAUUCUACCUAGCCCAUCUGCCCCAGAAGGACUGGAACCCCACCCCCCCAUACCUCCCGGGGGCAGAGGUGGCCUCCCCCUGUGUAGAGCCAUGAAGGGAGCUACAUGAUCUGGACCCUUGCGAUUGCUUGGGAGGAGGGAGGAGAAAUGAGAUGACCUAUGUGGGAGCAGCCACUGGCAUGGCAGCAGCUAUGCCACUUUCUCUGCUGGUGCUGCUGCCCUUGGGGCCAGGCGGCUGGGGCCAGGCAGAGUCCCCACACAACACUGUGCAGGAGGAUCACCAUGCAUGGAGCCCAGUGGGGACCACAGGAGCUGGAGUGGCAGUGGUAGGGGUGGCCCCGGGCCAGCAGUGGCCUCAGCAUGGGGCCAACAGCUGCCACCAGCUGGGUCGAGCGGCGGCAUGGACCCGGAGGAUGAUGGCAGUAAGUGCCAGGGCUGGCAGCCUGGGCGGGGGCCACAGGUGGGGGAAGGGGAGGGCUGCAGCUCCGGGCCCCUCUCUCCACUGCCGAACAAAGUGGGGAACACAGGGCCGGGCGAGGAGAGGCCGGGGCGGCUCGCCAAGAGGCCAUGAUGUGGACGCGGGCCGGCCACGGACCGUGGCCUGACAGUGCUGAGCAAGUGCGUGCCUCGCACCACUGCACUGUGCCCACCGGGUAUGGGGUGCUCUGCAGCCGCCUGAGGCUGGGGUCUAUUCCGGCCGCCCGCAGGCUGCAGCCAAGGAGUGGUGUCGGAACGCGCCCCAUGCCUGAGCACUCGCUGGACCCGGCUGGAGGCGGAGGGCGGUUCGCGCCGAGUUGCGGGGCUGUGCAAGCACUGGUUUGGAGCAUGGCGAGCAGGCGCGCCCCGAGGAGCACUGGAGAUGUCCUGGACGUGUCGCCUCCUGUUCAGAUACCUGUUCCUGGCCCUCCUGCUGCACAGGCUGGGAGAGGGUUCUGCUCUCUCUCUCAUCUAGACAGCAGGACCCGUCCUAGGUCCUUGGACAAGAGUGCCUGGAGGGCUUUCAAGGAAUCCCAGUGCCAUCACAUGCUGAAACAUCUGCACAAUGGCGUGCACAUCACCAUGCAGAUGCCACCCACCAUUGAGGGCCACUGGGUCUCCAUGGGCCAGGUGGAGUCAGACCCGAAGUCAGAUCAGGUCCAGAGUUCCUCACCCAGUCUUCCAGAUUCUACCACAACACCUUUCAGGCCUACCAGUUUUAUUAUGGCAGCAACCAAUGCAACAAACCCCACCUACACUCUCAUCAUCCAAGGCAAGAUCCGCCUCUGCCAGGCCUCCUGGAUCAUCCGUGGUGGCAUGGAAGCUGACUGCCAGCUGCACAGCGGGCAGGUCAUCUGCCAUUCAGAGGUGGUCACUGAGCAGCUCAGCCAGCGCAUGAACCACUGGUGCCCGGGCUUCCUGGCCGUGGGGACCCCCUGGGUGCACGACGUGGCUUAUGACCUGUGGUGGGAGGAGAAUGGCUGCGAGUACACCAAAGCCGUGAACUUCACAUGCAUGAGCUGCAGCUGGUCUGGGUGGAGAAGCAGUACCUGUGCCACAACCUGGACCAUCUGGUGGAGGAGCUCUUUUUUGGCCAUAUCCACACCGAUACCACCCAGUGAAUGUUCUACUGGCCAUCCAGUUACCAGCCUCUGCUGCAGAAUGCUAAGAACCACGACCAUGCCUGCACAGCCCAUCGCAUCAUCUUCCUCCCCUUUCGCUCGACACAGCCCUGAUCAACAACUCUCUCAACCUCCAGCUCAAGUGGAAGAGACCCCAGAGAGCAAGGCCCCACCGGUGCCCUUCCUGCACGCCCAGCACUAUGUGAGUGGCUACGGGCUGCAGAAGGGGCAGCUGAGUACCCUGCUGUACAACACCCACCCAUACCGCGCCUUCCCCGUGCUGCUGCUGGACACUGUGCCCUGGUACCUGCGGCUCUACGUGCACACGCUCACCAUCACAUCCAAGGGCAAGGAGAAGAAACCAAGUUACAUCCACUACCAGCCUGCCCAGGACUGCCUGCAGCCCCACCUCCUGGAGAUGCUCAUUCAGCUGCCCGCCAGCUCAGUCACCACGAUCUCCAUCCAGUUUGAGUGAGCCUUGCUCACGUGGACCGAGUACACUCCAGACCCCAACCACGGCUUCUCUGUCAGCCCACCCAUCCUCAGUGCCAUUGUGCCCAGUUUGGUGGCAGCCACACCAGUGGACUGGGAAGAGAGCCCCCUCUUCAGUACCCUAUUCCCGGUCUUCAAAGGCCCCAGCUGCUUUGUGCGACACUGUACAUGGAGCCACUGCUGGUGAGCCUGCCAAUGCUCAGCCUGACAACUGGGAGCUGUAGUUCAGGUCAAGUCCAUGGACUCCCCCUCACACCUGUUCUGCCCAGGACAGACUCUGACCUUAGACUAUGAGUUUGACUCAAUUGUGAUAGAAACCCUUGUUCUUGCCUCUUUGUGUGGAGUGACUGUGGGGGCUGAGAUGGCGGGAAUGCCAGAUCCCUUUCUCCCUCAGUACUGGACACUGAUGCACAUUCCCUAACCUCCAUUAACCAUUCUCCUGUGCCAGAGGUCUCAGAACUAAUCUUCCCAGCCAUGCUACAGCUUGGACAGCUGGGCAGGGUUCCUUGCUUCUGCAGUUAAGACCCCAGUUCUGGGAGGAAUCUGAGAAAGGAGGAGCCUCCAGGCUGAGAUGGGGAAAAUUCACUCCCUCUCCACAGAGGUCUAGUCUUGACCCUCAGAUAAUGCUUCCAAGAACAGGAAAUACCAUGCUCCAGUGACAAACUGGCCUUCCCUCACUUAGCCUAGUUGUGGUUUCUGUGAGGAGUAACUAGAGGCUUAGUUAGGGGACUGUGCAUCAGGCUGGACACGUGGCUCCCUUCCUGGAAGGACAGAGGGUUGGACACUCACUGAAAGAUGGGGAAAGGUAAACUCAGCCGUGAGGCUGAACAACCUCCAUCAUGUCCUACUGCACCUCCAGACUGAAACAGGGUUGGCUGCUUCUGAAGAGCUUUGCAAGAAAACAAGGUGUUUGUUCUAACACAAAUAUAAAAUGAGCCAAACUGCAGUCUAUGAUUCCUAUUGGAGUGGCAGGCAUCUGGCAGGUAACACUACCUGGGAUGCCACAUCCCAUACUGCAGCGCCCAGGGUGGGUUGGGUUCCGGCUCUUGCUUUCGAUUCCAGCUACCUGCUAAGGCACACUCUGGGGGACAGUGGUGAUGGGUUAAGUAUGUGGGUUUCUGCACCAUGUAAGAGACCCAGAUUAAGUAACUGGCUCUUGGCUUCUGCCAGACCCAGCCCUGGCUGUUACAUGGAAGAUUUCUGUCUCUCUCUGCCUUUAAAAUACACAAGUUUCUAAGAAGCAUUUCUAUAUAUAAUAUUGCCUUUUAGUAGAAUUUGAUUAUCCAUAGUUGUCAAUAUUUUCCCAGAAAACAGAACAAUGAGACUGUUUCACUGAAAAUGGUCAUUUGUUUACCUCAAAAAACUGACCUAGAAAUCAUUCAUCUCUAGAUCCUAGCUUUCCAAUGCUUCUCAAAGGCCCCCCACCUUGCUCAAAGUGCUGAAGAUAAAAAUCGAGGCUCUAAGAAUUCUGGAACAGCUUCCCAAAGUGCUGUAUGAGAGAAAGCAGGGCAGAGCCUUGAGUUGGACCUUAAGUCUCUUCCACUUGAGCUGGAGGUUGAGAGAGUUGUUGAUCAGGGCUGUGUCGAGCGAAAGGGGAGGAAGAUGAUGCGAUGGGCUGUGCAGGCAUGGUCGUGGUUCUUAGCAUUCUGCAGCAGAGGCUGGUAGCUGGAGUCUUGAGUUGAGAGACCUUAAGAGAGGAAAGAUUUGGGGCUGGUGCUAUGGCACAGUAGGUCAACACCCUGGCUUGAAGCGCCGGCAUCCCAUAUGAGUGCCAGUUCAAGACCCAGCUGCUCUACUUCCCACCCAGCUCUCUGCCAUGGCCUGGGAAAGCAUUAAAAGAUGGCCCAAGUCCUUGGGCCCCUGGGAGACCUGGAAGAAGCUCCUGGCUCUUAGCUUCAGAUUGGCGCAGCUCCAGUCAUUGUGGCCAACUGGGGAGUGAACCAGCAGAUGGAAGACUUCUCGCUCUGUCUCUACUUCUAUCUGUAACUCUUUCAAAUAAAUUAAAAAAUCCUUUAAAAAAAGAGCAAAUAUUUAGAGGCAGAAUGAAGACACAAGGAUACCGAGACCAUGAGAAAUGGGGAUGGACCUCAAGGCAGCAAGGUCAGGAGAAUCAAUCAUCACUUGGACCCAGGCAAGGACAUCCAGGCCCCCUUCUGAGUGGAAAUGAGCAGGAUGGAUCCUUUGUGCCUGGGCACGAGAACUUCCUAAUAUCCUGGAAGGAGCUUUCUCCUCUCUCCACAUAUUCUCCAGCUGGCUGUGGAAUGACGACAAUUACACUAACAGAGCUUGAUGAGGGAGACGAGGGACAAACAGCAGUAGUCAGGUGCCUACUUCUCUUCCUCACACUGGCAGGAUGUGAAUCAGCACUGAGACAGAUUUUGGUUGAGGGCAGACCUAGGAAAGUUCCCCAGCUGACCCCUGGAGCCAAAAAGGGGCCAGUAUUCAUUUAUCACCUGCUUCUGGAGGUCACCUGACAACUUGUCCUUUUGCAUAGUAUUGGCCAAGGGUCUUCUGGCCAGAGACAUGUUUAAAUUGAAGUGAGUGUCAUAGCACAGGGCCAUUGCAGUUGCAGAACACAAGGUGGGGGGGUGGUGUUUGGGCUCCCUCCAGGUAUCCUUGCUAACCUCCUCAUAUGAACCAAGGACCUUCAUUUUGUGGUUUUUCCAAAGGGUCUUGAAAUUCCUGGGCCCAAAGUCUUGCACUGAUAGACACAGGAAUCCUGACCACAGCUGGUCACUGUCAGGGCAGACUGUGUCCUCUUCAUUUCUUCUCAUACACAAGCUCAGCCUUGGGCAGCUGCUCACAGAAUACUCACUCUCAGCCUUGCACAGAGUCUGUUAGCUGAAAUCCUACUAUUCAAAGUGUCCGCCAUAGUCGGAAUCGUGAGCUUAUCACAUAGGAGGCUGGAGCCUUCACCAUCCAGUGGACAAGGUGUGAAGUUUAGUGGUGGGGCCUUCAACCCCUCUUCUCACCUGAAGGCUUGAAGCUGUGAUCAAUGGCUUGCCGAAGGUCUCCUAGUCCACAGAGCCCAUGGAGGGAGGAAUGGACAAGACACACUCUCAGGUAACCUAUGGCAUGUAUCUUUGUCUCUAGACAUUGGCUCAUGAAAAGCAUUUAUGAUCCCAGGAGUGAGGAUGAAGAAUCUCCAGGUAAGGAACAAUAGU